Molecule: messenger RNA, 1267 nt
Organism: Amphimedon queenslandica
Lineage: Eukaryota; Metazoa; Porifera; Demospongiae; Haplosclerida; Niphatidae
Product: putative nuclease HARBI1
Exons: 1
Coding region: 5-1267 (420 amino acids)
Source: RefSeq, a predicted model, not a curated record
UCCAAUGAAGUUGCUGAUUAUGUUGUUCUUAUUUUGGACAAUUUAUAGACAAAGGAAGAGACAGAGAAAGUUCUGGGUGAGGCAUAUAUAUCAAAAUCGACUUAAACAAGGAGACUACCACAAUUUGAUAGCAGAGAUGAGACUUAUGGAUGAUGAAGAAGCCCAUGUGAGAUAUUUGAGAGUAACAAAAGAAACAUUUGAUGUUUUAUGCCGUCUUGUUGCUCCAUAUUUGCAGAAAAGACGAAGUUAUACUAAUAAAAGACCUCAUAUCUCACCUGGUGAACAAUUAGCUAUGACAUUAAGGUUCUUAGCGUCUGGUGACUCUCAAACAAGUAUAAGUUAUUCCUUUCGAGUUGGAAAAGCUUCAGUUUGUCACAUAAUUUAUAAGACCUGUUGUGUUUUAUGGAAGGUUCUUCAUAAGAAGUACUUACCUUUUCCUUCAACAGAGGAUGAGUGGAAGAAAAUUAGUCAUCAAUUUUGGAUGUUAUGGCAGUUUCCUAACUGUCUGGGAGCUAUUGACGGAAAGCAUGUACGAAUUCAAGCCCCCAAUAACAGUGGCUCAAUGUUUUUUAAUUACAAGGGAACAUUUUCAAUAGUUCUAAUGGCAAUCUGUGAUGCUCAUUAUCGUUUUAUUAUGGUUGACAUAGGUGAAGGAGGAAAAGAAAGUGAUGGAGGAGUUUUUUCUAAUUGUACCUUUGGACAAAGGCUUAUGGAACAAUCUUUGCAGCUCCCACUACCAAAUGCUCUCCCAGGUACUAGUGUUGUAGCUCCCUAUGUUUUUGUUGGUGAUGAGGCGUUUCCCCUAAGACCAGAUUUAUUGAGGCCAUUUCCUGGAAGUAAUCUUUCUGAGAAACAAUCUGUCUUUAACUAUCGUCUUAGUCGAGCAAGAAGACUUAUUGAAAACUCUUUUGGAAUUUUAGCUUCUCGAUUUAGAAUAUACAGACAACCAAUACAUUCAUCUCCUGCUAAAGUUGUUGCUUAUGUAAAAGCAACCAUAGUGUUACAUAAUUACCUUCGGUUACAUGAGUCUCAUGUGUACUGUCCACCUUGUUUUACUGAUAGAGAAGAUAAUGAAGGUAAUAUCAUUAAUGGAGAGUGGAGAGAUAACCAUAGUAGUUUGGGUUUAGAGAGGAUUGGUAGGACAGGUAGCAAUAGAGGUAGCUGGGAAGCAGAUGCAGUAAGAGAGACAUAUUGUAACUAUUUUGUUAGUGAAGAAGGUAGUUUGCCAUGGCAAUCUCAUCAUGUUCAUCGCACUACUUAUAAUUAA